AUGCUGAGCCAACAAAAUCCUUUGUGUUUGUGGCAAAGACCAACAGAAAAUGGUUUGAGGCAUGCAGCUGCAGCAACGGAGCAGUGUGUGUUCACAGGAUGUCCAAACAAGCGAACAUUUUGUUCAUUGCAUGUUAGAUGGCACAGAGCUCUCGUCUGUCGCCACCUUGGAAAGCUAGCAACUAGUGAGAGUAUACCAGUCCAUAUUGAUACUCAUUCUGCUUUUGAAGAUUGUAUUGUUGUAUUUAACUUGGGAUCUCAGAUAGUCAUGGAAUUUCAUCAUCCCAAUGGCUGUCAUGUUCCAAUAUUGUUACCAAGAUAUAGUGUCUUAAUUAUGUCAAAAGAAAGCAGAUAUUUAUGGAGUCAUGGCAUUACACCAAGGAAGAUGGAUGUAAUUCCAAAUCAGAAUGGACUUCUUAAAUCAGUUCCUAGAGGUGUUCGAACAUCAUUUACAUUUCGCAUUAUUAGAAGGAAACCUUGUGAUUGUGGUAAAGAAUAUUUUUGAAGUUAAACUUUUUUUCUGUUAAUAUUUAUUAACUGACCAAGCAAAAGUCUUUGCAUACUAGAAUUUUAAAUAAAAUGCUUAAAUCAUAGUGUGAUAUAUGAGAAUUUCCACAGUUUUCUAUUAAUUAUAAGUCUUAAAAUUUAUAUUUUCUUAUUCAUGUUUGUACAAUAAUGAAAAAGAAAUAUUAAAGAAAAAGAAAAAAUAUUUAGUAAACAAAAUCAAGAACCUUAUUACAUCUUGAUAGAAUUCUAAAGCAUUGAAUUUUUGCCAUUACUUUUCAAUGUAUUUCCAAUGUUUAAUUUUAAAAAUCGUAGUAUAUAAAUGUUAAAAUACUAUAUUUUAGAACAGUGAUUUCCAAUCUACUAAGAUUACAAACCACUUCAAAAAUCAACAAAUAUUUGUAUGACAUAUACAAAUACUCAUGCAUAUCUUUUUGUAUAUAUAUAUAUAUAUACACACAAGACCAUAAAGUAUCAGCAUUUAUCUAAAGUACUAUUCCAAACAUUGGCUUUAUUCUGCAAAUUGCUUUUUGCUAGCUAAGUAAGUACAGUAGAGCCUCGAAAACUCGGCCUAAUGUGGACCGAAGGGUGGCAGAGUUUGUGAAAAUGCCGGGUUAUCGGGAAUGGGGUUAAAAAAAAUAAG
Centruroides sculpturatus (bark scorpion) is the source of this 1146-nucleotide messenger RNA. Its product is annotated as alkylated DNA repair protein alkB homolog 8-like. The record is from RefSeq and is a predicted model, not a curated record. The transcript has 4 exons. Bases 1 to 504 code for a protein of 167 amino acids. Gene Ontology annotation, biological process: oxidative demethylation. Lineage: Eukaryota; Metazoa; Arthropoda; Arachnida; Scorpiones; Buthidae. Gene Ontology annotation, molecular function: oxidoreductase activity; demethylase activity.